AUGACGGCCACGCUGAGAAUCCUCCAUUCCACAAACAGCGCCACGGCGGCGGUGCCGCCGGAGGCAAUGCCGGUGGGUUCAGACUUCAUCGUGAUCCUAGCGGCCCUUCUCUGCGUCCUCGUAUGUCUGGUGGGCCUCAUCGCCAUUGCCCGCUGCGCCUGGCUCCGCCGCCGAACUGUCAAAAGGUACGGCCACGGGUUCCACGUGACCUGCAUAGACACUUGGCUUGGGUCCCACUCCUCGUGCCCCUCCUGUCGAGCCAUAUUAGCGGUGGCUAGGUGCCAGAAAUGUGGCCAGUACCCGGCGGAGCCGCCACCGUAGCCGUUUCCAGUGAAAUACGUAUGUGCAGUCAUUAGCAUUAGCAACUUUUCAAUCACAAACAAUAAUAUGUCAGUAUGUCACGGCUGU
Molecule: messenger RNA, 408 nt
Organism: Gastrolobium bilobum
Lineage: Eukaryota; Viridiplantae; Streptophyta; Magnoliopsida; Fabales; Fabaceae
Product: RING-H2 finger protein ATL8-like
Exons: 2
Coding region: 1-321 (106 amino acids)
Source: RefSeq, a predicted model, not a curated record